AUUCAGUAAAGAAAGAGGAAGAAACAUUAACCAGAAACAUAUCUGAACUUGGACAGUUUAACAGUUUAAACCCUCAGAGCUGCUCCUGUUAUUUUCUCCUGGAUGAAGGAGAUAAUCAUCUCUUAAUGAGGCAGCACUGAUGAUGUCACUCAGAUUGACUCCUCCCCUUCCUCUGCUGUUUCUGCUCAUAAUUUCAAGAGUUGUCUCCCAGUCAGAGUGGAGUGUAACUUAUACACCGAGCUCCAUCUGUGCUGUAAAGGGAUCUACAGUGACCAUGGGCUGCACAUACACAUAUCCAUCUGGUUACACAGUUCAGACAGCUUUCUGGAGCAGAGAGUUAGUUACAGAUAAAGAGCCUCCUGAUCUGUCUUCAGACCCAAACUACAGAGACAGGGUUCAGUACCUCAGAGACAACCUGAAUAACUGCCAUCUCAGACUGAGUGAUGUGAGAGAACAGGACCGAGGAAAAUACUACUUCACAUUUCUAACAAACCCUGAAGAAAAGUAUCAGGGUCAAGAUGGAGUUGAACUUUUUGUCACAGUCACAGAGUUUCAGGUGGAGAUGAUUCCUGAUACAGUUGUUGAAGGAGAUGAAGUUACUCUCACAUGUAAAACCACCUGCAGUCUGACUGAGACUCCAACAUUCACCUGGUACAAAGAUGGACAUUAUUUCUCCUCCUCGAACCCGCUCCGUCUGCCAUCAGUCAGUCAGAGGGAUGCAGGCAGAUACAGCUGUUCUGUACAGGGACAAAGUUAUCUCUCCCCUGCUGUCACUCUUAAUGUACAAUAUCCUCCAAAGAGAGUCUCAGUGUCCAUCAGUCCCUCUGGUGUGAUAGUGGAGGGCAGUUCAGUGACUCUGACCUGCAGCAGUGAUGCUAACCCACCUGUACAGAGCUACACCUGGUAUAAGGGAAGAUACUUUAUAAGAACAGGAAAAUCCUACACCAUGAACAGGAUCAGAGCUAUGGACAGUGGAGAUUACACAUGCAGGGCUGAGAAUAAACACGGAGAUCAGACAUCUACUGCUGUGUCUCUGAAUGUCCUGUAUCCUCCAAAGAAUGUCUCAGUGUCCAUCAGUCCCUCUGGUGAGAUAGUGGAGGGCAGUUCAGUGACUCUGACCUGCAGCAGUGAUGCUAACCCACCUGUACAGAGCUACACCUGGUAUAAGGUGAAUGAAAGCUCACCUGUAGGAUCUGGACAGAGUUACAGCUUCACCUUGACCUCCAGCAGCAGUGGAGGGUUUUUCUGUGUGGCUCAGAAUAGAUACGGGAGUCAGAGAUCUCCUGCAGUGCCUCUCACUUUAAAUUCUAUUACAGGGAGGAGUGUAGUACUGUAUGUAGUUCUUGGAGUCAUUGUGGGAUGUGGAUGUUUACUUGCCAUUGUUGGUGUUUUAUGUAUAAGGAGAAAGAGAACAGGAAGGUCAGGUGAUAAUGCAGAGUCUCGUCAGAACGUUUCCUGCAGUCCUACUGAUGACACAUACACAGCUCUUGAUCUUCAGACCAGGUCCAGUGACGUGUACGACACGCUUACAACGGUUCACCCGAACCUUCCUGAUUCUCAGUCCAUCUCUCAUGAUUACGAAAAUGAUCCAGUGAGCGCUUCCAUUUGUUCAUCACUGAAUAUAGUACCAGGAGAUACUGUGUCUCAGCUACAUGGGCUUGGCAACUACGAUGGUUUCAGACGUCGUCCCCUCGGGGUGAGGGAGCAGCUAAGUGUGAAGCAGGCAGCACUGAUGAUGUCACUCAGAUUGACUCCUCCCCUUCCUCUGCUGUUUCUGCUCAUAAUUUCAAGAGUUGUCUCCCAGUCAGAGUGGAGUGUAACUUAUACACCGAGCUCCAUCUGUGCUGUAAAGGGAUCUACAGUGACCAUGGGCUGCACAUACACAUAUCCAUCUGGUUACACAGUUCAGACAGCUUUCUGGAGCAGAGAGUUAGUUACAGAUAAAGAGCCUCCUGAUCUGUCUUCAGACCCAAACUACAGAGACAGGGUUCAGUACCUCAGAGACAACCUGAAUAACUGCCAUCUCAGACUGAGUAAUGUGAGAGAACAGGACCGAGGAAAAUACUACUUCAGAUUUAUAACAAACCCUGAAGAAAAGUAUCAGGGUCAAGAUGGAGUUGAACUUUUUGUCACAGAGUUUCAGGUGGAGAUGAUUCCUGAUACAGUUGUUGAAGGAGAUGAAGUUUCUCUCACAUGUAAAACCACCUGCAGUCUGACUGAGACUCCAACAUUCACCUGGUACAAAGAUGGACAUUAUUUCUCCUCCUCGAACCCGCUCCGUCUGCCAUCAGUCAGUCAGAGGGAUGCAGGCAGAUACAGCUGUUAUGUACAGGGACAAAGUUAUCUCUCCGCUGCUGUCACUCUUAAUGUACAAUAUCCUCCAAAGAGAGUCUCAGUGUCCAUCAGUCCCUCUGGUGUGAUAGUGGAGGGCAGUUCAGUGACUAUGACCUGCAGCAGUGAUGCUAACCCACCUGUACAGAGCUACACCUGGUAUAAGGGAAGAUCCUCUAUAAGAACAGGAAAAUCCUACACCAUGAACAGGAUCAGAGCUACGGAUAGAGGAGAUUACACAUGCAGGGCUGAGAAUAAACACGGAGAUCAGACAUCUACUGCUGUGUCUCUGAAUGUCCUGUAUCCUCCAAAGAGUGUCUCAGUGUCCAUCAACUCCUCUGGUGAGAUAGUGGAGGGCAGUUCAGUGACUCUGACCUGCAGCAGUGAUGCUAACCCACCUGUACAGAGCUACACCUGGUAUAAGGUGAAUGAAAGCUCACCUGUAGGAUCUGGACAGAGUUACAGCUUCACCUUGACCUCCAGCAGCAGUGGAGGGUUUUACUGUGUGGUUCAGAAUAGAUACGGGAGUCAGAGAUCUCCUGCAGUGCCUCUCACUUUAAAUUUUAUUACAGGGAGCAGGAGUGUAGUACUGUAUGUAGUUCUUGGAGUCAUUGUUGGAUGUGGAUGUUUACUUGUCAUUGUUGGUGUUUUAUAUAUGAGGAGAAAGAGACACAAUGGUGCGGCUGAUGAUGUAACAUCAAAUCAGGAAAAUAUCUACUCCACUGUUAACAGUGAUGCAAGCAACAAUCCAACACCUCAUCCAGAUCUGGUCAAUCAGAAUGAUGUUCAGUAUGCCAGUAUCCAGCACAGGAGGGCAGGGAGUUCUCCAGUACAGGCCUCUGGCUCUAGUACUGCUGAGGUGGUUCAGUAUGCUUCUAUCCAGUACCGGGGUGACAGAGUGGAGGAAAAGACUCCAGAGAAUGAUGAUCACUAUGCUAAUGUCACGUUUAAUCUCACUGGUGCUGCCAACAGGUCUGAUGCUCAGUGAUUUACAGCAGCUGAAGUGACCAAAUUCCACAGAUCUGCCCAGGGCAAGUGUUACCUGAACAUUCACUCAAUUAUAGGCAAUGGAAAAUAAAAGAAAAGAAGAUGAGCAAUUGGUUGACUAUAAACAGUACACGUUAUUUUCAUAUUUUCUGCAUUCUAUAGAAAGAAUCCUAUUGGAUAAUUGUUUUAAGUACUCCAAACACUUCAUUUCCUUUUAGGAUGCAACAUCCUUUAAGAUCAGUCCAUCAGGGACAUCAGUCAGGUUCUUCAAUCUAUUGUAAAAAUACUUGUGAAUAGACUUUUUUGUGUUACAUCAACAUAUUGCAUCAUACUUUUUACACAAAUGCAACCGUAUAUGACUUUAAUCACCACUUAAAGAACAGGAGAAAUUCUAUUAGACGUUUAACUUAAAGAAAAGUUUCUUCAUCAUUUUAUUUCCAGUAUUUCCUUAAUAAGUUUAUUUUGUUAUUGAUAUUUUUCUGCAUGCAGCUGUUUAGUUCAUAUUAUACACAAAAAUAAACAGAUCUCUGAAAUGCUAAUGUUUCAGAAAUGGUAGACAGUAGGUACAAUGUUUAGUUUUCAGUCACAAAUCUCAGGAUUAUUAUUAUUAUAAUUAUUAUUAUUAUUAUUAUAUUUACAAGAUGGCAGCUUAGCUUUUAAUGCACUGAUUUUUGUAUAUUGAAAUCCAGCCCAGUUAUAUAUGUAAUAACCCUUUAAACUGAUUUGUUCACAAUUUACACAAUUAUACACGCUUAGACCAGAAGUAUGUUCACCCUGACUGUCACACCUGUAUUGGUUCUUUACCCAAACUUGCACAAAGUUGGAAGCACAGAAUUGUAUAAAAGGUCUUUGUGAAAUUACAGUUUCCCUUUACUGGAACUAAGAGACUCAGACAUUGUUCCAGCGUGACAAUGCCCCUGUGCACAAAGCAGCCCUAUAAAGACAUGGUGAAGACAUGGUGUGUUAUGGUUAGAAUAGAAGAAGACAUGGUGAAGACAUGGUGUGUUAUGGUUAGAAUAGAAGAAGACAUGGUGAAGACAUGGUGUGUUAUGGUUAGAAUAGAAGAAGACAUGGUGAAGACAUGGUGUGUUAUGGUUAGAAUAGAAGAAGACAUGGUGAAGACAUGGUGUGUUAAGGUUAGAAUAGAAGAAGACAUGGUGAAGACACGGUGUGUUAUGGUUAGAAUAGAAGAAGACAUGGUGAAGACAUGGUGUGUUAUGGUUAGAAUAGAAGAAGACAUGGUGAAGACAUGGUGUGUUAUGGUUAGAAUAGAAGAAGACAUGGUGAAGACAUGGUGUGUUAUGGUUAGAAUAGAAGAAGACAUGGUGAAGACAUGGUGUGUUAAGGUUAGAAUAGAAGAAGACAUGGUGAAGACAUGGUGUGUUAUGGUUAGAAUAGAAGAAGACAUGGUGAAGACACGGUGUGUUAUGGUUAGAAUAGAAGAAGACAUGGUGAAGACACGGUGUGUUAAGGUUAGAAUAGAAGAAGACAUGGUGAAAACAUGGUGUGUUAUGGUUAGAAUAGAAGAAGACAUGGUGAAGACACGGUGUGUUAUGGUUAGAAUAGAAGAAGACAUGGUGAAGACAUGGUGUGUUAAGGUUGGAGUGUCUUUAACAGAGCCCUGUAACAGAGCCCUGACCUCAACCCCACUGAACACCUUUGGGAUGAACUGAACACCGACUGCACCCCAGACAUCAGUGACUGAGCUCAUUAAUGUUUUGUGGCACAAAUUCCCAAAGCAAUGCAAUAAAAUCUAGUGGAAAACCUUCCUAGAAACAUGGAGGUAGUAAUAAUAACAAACACCAAUAUGUCUUAAUUUGAGUGGUUUUGUUGUGAUGGCCAGGUGUCCACAUACUUUUGGCCAUUGAGAAUUAAGAUUAAACUAGACACUAUCUCAAACUUGGCUGAAUUUAAUUUUUUGGCUCUGGUAUUUAUGUUUUUGAAUUUUUUUAGUAUAUUUAUCAUGGGAUGUUUUAGUGUUCAUGUUAGUGCUUGAGUGUCUUUUUUUUACUGUAAUAUUACUUUGAUUUCAAAUUAUCUAAAGAAAGUUAUUUUUUUAAAAUAUUUUUCACAGUAUUUGUGUUUUUAUAUCAAUUAAAAUGUUAGGAAAAAGACUGAAUAGUUUUCUGUGAAUAAAAGUAAUGUUUACUUGCUGCACUGUAUGACAUAAUGCCCAUAAAAUCUUGACUGAAUUCUAGAGCAGACUGUAAGAUGAUGUAGUAUUAUACUCUGGAAAUAUUAUAAAACAAGAUAUAAGUUAAAGAAAAUUAGUUCUUCAUUUUUGUUCUAUCUUUUGCACUUCCUUAUUUGAAACUGUCCUGUGGUGUACAGCAUCAAAUACUGCUCACUCUGGAGAUUUUAAUAAAAAUUUCUCACACUACCAGAACUUUGUUGUC
This is a messenger RNA of Hemibagrus wyckioides, 5714 nucleotides long. RefSeq lists its product as uncharacterized. The record is from RefSeq and is a predicted model, not a curated record. Bases 140 to 3319 code for a protein of 1059 amino acids. The transcript has 20 exons. Lineage: Eukaryota; Metazoa; Chordata; Actinopteri; Siluriformes; Bagridae.